Messenger RNA from Leopardus geoffroyi (Geoffroy's cat), 626 nucleotides. Its product is annotated as sperm-associated acrosin inhibitor-like. The transcript is spliced from 5 exons. NCBI's taxonomy places the organism in Eukaryota, Metazoa, Chordata, Mammalia, Carnivora, Felidae. The coding region runs from base 75 to 341 and encodes 88 amino acids. The record is from RefSeq and is a predicted model, not a curated record. Gene Ontology annotation, molecular function: protein binding.
CAUGUAUAAAGGUAGCCGUGGUCCACAGCAUUGCUGUGAGGAUUGUUCCAGGUCACUCCUUCCUAAUUGAUAAAAUGUCUCUCUUCUCAUCGUGGAUCAAAGCUAUUUUCAUCAUUGCCUUGGCAUUUCCUCUUCAUUCUGAAACUUCUUUGGCACCUAUGCCAGAAGCCAGAAGUAUGCCACAAUGUGGACCAUAUUCAGAUGAGCAAGAUUAUUGCACCAGAGAAUGGGAUCCAAUCUGUGCGAACAAUGGAAAAACUUAUGGAAAUACAUGUGCUUUCUGCAGGGAAAAGAAGAAAAAUGGUGACGAAUUUGAUUUUGUGCAUUUUGGUUACUGUUGAAUAUUGAUCACACUGUAGCUUUCAUUGUCAUCACAUUUUGUGAUACAUUCCACAGCCAUUUAGAAUAUUCUCAAUCAGAGCCUUCAAUUCAUAGGUGACCAGGUACAUCCUAUGAACAGAAGAUGAAAUACAGAGCAUUUAAACUUUUUUCCAACUCUACAUUCCUGUCAUUUCAGGAUUUUUAAUUCUCUAUGCUCAAUUAUUCAAUGAUAAUUUGAAAAACUAAUGUCUUAAUUGCAUGUUUGAUAGCAUAAAAAGUAGCAUAAUUUAAAAAAAUAAAUGUUU